GGAAGAGGAGCAGCCUGCCUGGUGGGCAGGGACCUGGGGCCAACUAGCAGCAAGAGGGGAGGGAGCCUCUGGAUGGAGCAUGGGUGGGGCCACAUAGGGCUGUUUGGGGAGGCACAGCCUUCCCCCACCUAUUAGACACGCUGCCCAUGGAAAAAUCCUGUAGUGCACCUGACUGCAUACAUCUAGGACACACUUGUAAACGGGACCAUGGAAAUACCAAAUAAAGCUGCUGAAUUUCCAAAUCCCACUUACCCUCCAGCUUAUGCAGGAAAUCAAGUUCCUCAUGGAUAUCCUCAGUACGCACCUCAAAUUUUCCAAAAUGCUCCAGAACAAGCUAAUUAUGCCUUCCAGGGUUACCCAGCAGGAGCUCCAUAUGGACCUGGGGUCCCUCCAGUCCAAAAUCAGCCUUCUGGGACCAGUGGGGCAGCUUGGAUGCCAGCACCUCCUCCCACUCUCAACUGUUCACCCGGAUUAGAAUACCUAAGUCAGAUUGACCAGAUAUUAGUUCAUCAGCAGAUUGAGCUUCUGGAAGUUCUUACUGGUUUUGAAACUAACAACAAAUAUGAAAUUAAAAACAGCUUGGGGCAAAGAGUAUAUUUUGCAGCAGAGGAAAAUGACUGUUGUACUCGAAAUUGUUGUGGACCAUCACGACCUUUCACCAUUAGGAUCAUUGACAAUAUGGGUCAAGAAGUGAUAACACUGCAGAGACCUCUCAGAUGCUCUGCAUGUUGUUGUCCUUGCUGCUUGCAAGAGCUUGAAGUUCAGGCCCCUCCAGGUACACCAGUUGGCUACAUAAAACAAAACUGGCAUCCCUGUCUGCCUAAAUUUACUAUUCAAAAUGAAGCAAAAAUUGAUGUAUUUAAAAUCAUUGGCCCAUGCGUUGUAUGCAGCUGUUGUGCGGAUAUUAAUUUUGAGGUGAAGUCGAUGGAUGAAAGUUCUGUAGUCGGAAGAAUUUCUAAGCAGUGGAGUGGAUUUGUGAGAGAGGCAUUUACAGAUGCUGAUAAUUUUGGAAUCCAGUUUCCACUGGAUCUUGAUGUUAAGAUGAAAGCUGUCAUGAUUGGUGCCUGCUUCCUCAUUGAUUUCAUGUUUUUUGAACAAACUGGGAAUAAGAACCAGCGAGCAGGAGUGUGGCAGUAGAAUCUAUUGUUGGGCUUAAAAUGUGCUUACAGAGAAAAGUUUCACACGGCUUUGUGCUCUUUUUCUAAAAUAUAUAUUUCAAAAAUCCAGUAUAUAUAGAACAUGUCUGGAUCUUUUGCUUAUUGCUAGUUUCUUUUGUAACUUAGGGUAUCUAUUGCCCUAUUUUAUUGUUUUGAUAUUGCAAAUACAAUUCUAUACCUCUGAUAUAAUAUAGAUUAGAUCUGUAUAAAUAAUGUGAAAUGUUUGUGAAUCUUCCCUGACUAGAAUAUGAACUGCAAAAAUGAUUUCUUUAUUCUUGUGAGCACUUUGUAGAAGAUCUUUUAUAGUACUGGGAGUAAUCCUCUGUCACUUGCACAAAACUACAGUUGAUCCUACAACAAGGGCAGAUUUUUUAAUACUUUGUCAAUGUUUUAUUUUUAAAUAUAUAUAUAAAAAAAUUCAGUUCUCUCUGUAAUGUCUAUAUAUUGUAUAUUAAACACUGUAAUCCUAUAUUUUGUUUAAUUAUGAUAAAAUAGAUAUUAGCAUUCAUAUUUUGAUGUUUAUAAUCUAUUUCAACUAUAUAUAUAUAUAUAUAUAUAUAUA
Messenger RNA from Chelonia mydas (Green sea turtle), 1719 nucleotides. RefSeq names its product phospholipid scramblase 1. Gene Ontology annotation, biological process: plasma membrane phospholipid scrambling. The record is from RefSeq and is a predicted model, not a curated record. Lineage: Eukaryota; Metazoa; Chordata; Testudines; Cheloniidae. Gene Ontology annotation, cellular component: plasma membrane. Gene Ontology annotation, molecular function: phospholipid scramblase activity. The coding region runs from base 208 to 1137 and encodes 309 amino acids. The transcript has 9 exons.